CCAUUCUCGGCUCCAAAAAUCAGUCUUACAAAUUUGAGUCGGCUUUGCUUUUUUAGGAAGUGAAAUUUUUGUUGCAUACAAUUUUUCAUUUCACCAAUAAUAUAUUCUUGAUGCUCCGUCGAAAUAUUUUCACAUUACUCAUUAUUUGCUCUUGCUUUUUUUAGUUGAAUUUUAGUGACAGCAGUGACUGGAGCUGGAAUCUUUGAAUUUGUGUGAUUAAAAUCUCAGCUUACUCGUUUGAUUGAGGCCUUUGUUCGUGUUUUCUCUCUGUAAUCAGGUUUUUGAUUCUACGGGACUGGGAAUCGAGUUUGUUUCGUGGAAAAAGAGUGAUUCAGUUGAGGUUUGGACAAAAACAAAAGAAGUUUGGAGAAUGAGAUAUAUGAAUCCUGAAUACUUGGCCGAGGAUAUAGAAUUCUUAGACGAGAAUAUAAUAUCGGGUGCCUAUGUGCCACCAGGUUGUAAGGAUGAUGAAUUUGCACAGGUGACGAAGUUAAGGACCGUGCCACACAAGCAUGUGAGGCGGGUCUUGCCUGAAGAGACAACAUCACUAGUCUCGCCAGUGCAUAUGAUGUUGGGUAGAGAGUGCAACUAUAGUGGGAGAGGGAGAUUUUCUCUGUCGGAUUCUUGUCAUGUUUUGAGCCGUUUUUUGCCUGUCCGUCGUACUCCCUCUGUAGUCGAUAAGAUGAAGAGCCGCGCAUAUGUGUCCCAAUUUUCUGACGAUGGUUCUCUUUUCGUUGCUGGAUUUCAGAAAAGCCAUAUCAAAAUAUAUGAUGUUGAUCGUGGAUGGAAAGUUCAUAAAGACAUUCGUGCUUGGAGCUUGAAGAAUAUUACUGAUACUUGUCUGUCACCAGAUCGUCGUUUUCUCAUAUAUUCCAGCAUCUCUCCAAUUGUCCAUAUCGUAGAUGUUGGAUCUGCUACAAAAGAGUCUCAUGCAAACGUGACGGAGAUUCAUGAAGGUCUAGAACUUUCAUCCAACGAUGAUGAUUAUCACGACUACUCUCUUGGCAUCUUCUCGGUGAAGUUUUCUUCUGAUGGGCGAGAAAUUGUCGCUGCUAGCAGUGACGAUGCUAUAUAUGUUUAUGAUCUCGAAGCCAGAAAGCCAAGCCUCCGAAUUGAAGCUCAUCGGGCAGAUGUCAAUUCCGUGUGCUUUGCUGAUGAAAGUGGUAACAUCAUAUAUUCGGGCAGCGAUGAUAACUUGUGCAAAGUUUGGGACAGGCGUUGCCUUGCAACCGAAGGGAAAGCUGCUGGAGUCCUGAUGGGACAUAUAGAAGGCAUCACUUUCAUUGAUACCCGUGGAGAUGGUCGCUACUUCAUCUCAAAUGGAAAAGAUCAAUCUAUCAAACUUUGGGAUAUAAGGAAGAUGUCGUCUAAUUACGUGCCAAGAAGUCGAUAUCUGGAAUGGAAUUAUAGAUGGAUGGAAUUUCCAGAAAAGGCUAGAAAUAUGAGGCUUCGGGAUGAUCUGUCAAUAGCUACAUAUAAAGGACACACUGUCUUGCGCACGCUGAUACGCUGUUAUUUCUCGCCAGCAUACAGCACCGGGCAAAGGUAUAUAUAUACGGGAUCAACUGAUGGCUGUGUUUAUAUUUAUGAUGUGUUGAGUGGCAAUCAAGUUGCGAAACUUGAUUUCCAUGAGGAUCCUGUACGUGAUUGCAACUGGCACCCGUUCUACCCUAUGCUGGUGACCUCAUCCUGGGAUGGGACGAUUGCUCGUUGGGAGUUCCCUGAUAACAGGGAAAGCACGGCACCGGCUAGACCAGUCAGAAGAAGACGGUUUUAAUAGUAAUGGUGGCAAUCAAGAAUGUGCAUAUAUUCAGCUAUCACAGUGUUGUUGUAUGAUUCCUGUUUUCAACAUCUUUAUAAUUAGUUGCAGAUUACAGUCACUACAUGUUACAUAACAUUCACAUCCCUCUCCCUCAACAUUUUUGUGCAUAUAAAUUUUUGAUCCUGCA
This is a messenger RNA of Salvia hispanica, 1949 nucleotides long. NCBI's taxonomy places the organism in Eukaryota, Viridiplantae, Streptophyta, Magnoliopsida, Lamiales, Lamiaceae. The record is from RefSeq and is a predicted model, not a curated record.